Messenger RNA from Brienomyrus brachyistius, 1741 nucleotides. RefSeq names its product E3 ubiquitin-protein ligase RNF144B-like. The record is from RefSeq and is a predicted model, not a curated record. The transcript is spliced from 9 exons. Gene Ontology annotation, biological process: protein polyubiquitination; positive regulation of proteasomal ubiquitin-dependent protein catabolic process; ubiquitin-dependent protein catabolic process. Gene Ontology annotation, molecular function: ubiquitin conjugating enzyme binding; zinc ion binding; ubiquitin protein ligase activity. The coding region runs from base 237 to 1187 and encodes 316 amino acids. NCBI's taxonomy places the organism in Eukaryota, Metazoa, Chordata, Actinopteri, Osteoglossiformes, Mormyridae. Gene Ontology annotation, cellular component: ubiquitin ligase complex; cytoplasm; mitochondrial membrane.
AGGAAGUAGGAAGUACUCCGUCACUGGAGCUCUGUUUGGAAACCAAGGCUUAAAAAGACAAGGGGAAGCCUGUUCCACAGAUCCGUGGCGAAUGGGCGGCGGCUCCAACCGAGCCAGCGUCCCGUCCGCCUGAGCCGGGGGCCGCGUGAGUGCGAGUCCGCGGGGGAUCCGAUUGGAGCCGCAGCAGCGACUGGAAGAUUUCUUCCUGUUUUAAAGGGACACCAGCCUGAAAGUUCAUGUCCGAAGUGGUAUGGGGGGGGCCUGUAAGGAUGGAGAUUAGUGUCACGCAGAGCAGCGGCCCGGGUGGUGCUGGAGCCGGAAAUGCGGCCGCGACCCCCCUCCAUCUGGCAUCCUGUAGGCUGUGCCUUGGCGAGUUCCCCGGGGAGGCCUUCAGCAAACUGCAAUCCUGCGGCUGCCAGUUCUGCACCUCAUGCCUGCAGCAGUAUGUACAGCUGUCCAUCCGAGAGAGUGGAGGGGGUCCCAUCACCUGUCCAGAUGCGGCCUGUGGGGGAGCUGGGGUCCUAGAGGACUCGGAGAUCAUCUGUUUUGCUCCAGGAGAGCAAGUGCAGCUGUAUGAAAAGCUGAAGUUUGAAAGAGAUGUGCAGCUGGAUCCGGCUAAGACAUUCUGCCCCUCGCCGCACUGCCAGGUGCUGUGCCGCGUGACGCCUGCUUUGGCGGGCCGCCCGGCCCCCAUCACAUGCCCCGGCUGCCGCACCGUCUUCUGCUCCGUGUGCCGGGGGGGCUGGCAAGGCGGGCAUGCCUGCUCAGAGCUCCGGCCGCUCGUGGCAUCAGAUGACAGGUGGCCGAGCAUCACUGAUGCAGACACCCCCGUAAAGCAGUGUCCCGCGUGCGGUGUCCACAUCGAGCGUGACCAGGGCUGCGCGCAGAUGCUCUGCAAGAGCUGCAAGCACACCUUCUGUUGGUAUUGCCUUCAGAACCUGGAUGGGGACAUAUUUCUGAGACACUACGACAGGGGGCCAUGCAAAAACAAGCUGGGUCACUCCCGUGCUUCAGUCAUCUGGAAUCGGACCCAGGUGGUCGGCAUUCUGGUCGGCGUCAGCCUCCUCGUCCUGGUGACCUCUCCCCUGCUCCUACUGUUGUCGCCAUGCAUCUUGUGCUGUGUCUGCAAGGGCUGCGUGGGCAAUAAGAGGAAAAGGGAGCCGAACCAAGAAGACUCCACCGUGUAGCUGCAGAGACUCCCUUCUUCAAAAAUCGGUGUACAAAUGCUUACGCACUCCCGACACUAGGGGGAGCAGCUUCACCGGCUAAUUGAAAGCCGAAGUUUGUUGUUCUUAAAUUCAGGGGCGUAGGAACUGGGGAGACCGUCCCCCCAGUAUUUAAUUUAGCUUCAUUCACCCCCCCCCUCCCCCCCUAAUAACCAGACCUUUAUUUAUAUUAUUAAGUUGUGUCCCACCCAGUCUCAAGCUCUCUCCUAUGCAAUUGCUUAAAGUUAUUACGAGAUAUACAAAUGAAGCUCUAAUCAAUUCCUAAUAAAAGCAAAAAAUAUAUAAACGCAUUAUAAUUUUAUACAGUACGCACCUAUGGGAAGGGGGAAAACGGUAGGGACGUUAGGGUUUAAUGUAACAGCUGUAUCAUUUUAUUUUGCCUGCUCUGUCUAAAACAAAUGCUCUGAUAAAAUGGACUGUAAGAUGUGUUUUAAUUGAUUUGGUUUCCUUUUGCAAUGUAUAUGUUCCUUAUUUGAUAUUUUGUAGCAAUUAAAACGGUGCAACAUAAAGAACAA